Messenger RNA from Fusarium coffeatum, 1221 nucleotides. RefSeq lists its product as uncharacterized. Gene Ontology annotation, biological process: sphingolipid biosynthetic process; inositol phosphoceramide metabolic process. Lineage: Eukaryota; Fungi; Ascomycota; Sordariomycetes; Hypocreales; Nectriaceae. Gene Ontology annotation, cellular component: inositol phosphoceramide synthase complex. Gene Ontology annotation, molecular function: inositol phosphoceramide synthase activity. The transcript is spliced from 3 exons. The coding region runs from base 1 to 1221 and encodes 406 amino acids. The record is from RefSeq and is a predicted model, not a curated record.
AUGGCUUCAACAACUGAACAGAAGGAUCAAGACCUGGGCGCUCCGCAGUUUGCCUACCAUGCCGUCGUCGAACCAAUUUUUAUCGUCGGUGUCAUGUUGGCAUCCUGCUACUUCAACCGCCUGCGCAACUUCUCCAUCAUCCCUUCGUCCAAGCAAGACCAGGGCCUGCUAGGCCAGUCGAAACUCGAACCAUGGGACGAAGACGACGUCCAUGACGAGACGGAGCGUCUCAACCUCGCUGCCGCCGCCGCAUCACCGACAUCCUCGCUGACAGAAGUCCACCCUCCUAAGCAACGCAGCUGCUGUGGCGCCCCCAUCCGCACGCCCAACUCGUCUCGCUACGCAAAGUACUGGCACUCGCGCUUCAUACAAAAGUUCCCCUUCCUUGUCGAGAUGUUCUACUGGGCGGUCAACCUGGGCUUCUACGUCGGUGUCAAGAAUGCCAGCGAGCUUAUUGCUGCAACGGACGGUAUAUGGCAGACGGCUGAGAACCAUGGAAAGGCGGUGUUGUGGUUUGAGCACGAGGGGCCUUUCAGCUUCCUGUUUCCUCUGCGCGAGAUCGAUGUUCAGGCGUUCUUCAGGAAUGAUCACCAAACGAUGCUCACCAUUCUCAACCGCGCGUACUCCCUUAUCCAUAUCCCCGUUACUGUCAGCUUCCUUGCAUGGUACUACUACGCCGCCCCGACACAUGCCCAAUUUGCGGAAGCCCGUCGCAUGAUGACCCUCACCAACCUGUUUAGCUUCGUCGUCUUCACCACAUACCCAUGCAUGCCACCUCGUCUGCUACCCGAAGAGUAUGGUUUCUUCGACACCGUCCGUCGCGAGGACGCCGAGUCCAUUUACGCUACAAACAAGUUCUUCAACCAGCUUGCGGCUUUCCCCUCGCUCCACUUUGGCUACUCGUUCUGUAUCGGCACCGUUCUUCUGUACCACUCUGGUCUGUUCCGCCGUCGUCUUGCGCCCCGCGAGAAGCGUCUCAGCAAGAUGUGGCAGGUGUUCUUCGUGGCCUUGAGUAUCUUGUACCCUGCUUUUGUCCUUACGAUUAUUGUUGCUACAGCCAACCACUACUGGCUUGAUGCUAUGGCUGCUACGGGUGUUGUCUUGGUCGCUUGGUUGUGCAACCGCAUGCUUCUUGGACUUCUGCCUUUGGAGGACCUCUUCCUGUGGUGCGUCAAGUUGGAGAAGCCCUUCCCAACCACCGGCAACAGAGGAGGCAAGUAA